AUGAAAAAGUUGUGGAGGAAAGUUCGAAAAGGAUCGCCUGCUCGAAGCGGCGAGGCUUCCCCAAAAUCAGGAUCAACAAGAGGUUCAGUUGCAUCUUUGAAUAUUGGUUAUGACGUGAGAGAAAAGGAUUUGGGUAAACUUCACAAGGCUGCUUGGAACGGCGACUUGAACAAAGUGAAACAGCUCGCUAAGAAGGACCCAAGUCCACUUGACAAGGAGAACAGGACUCCCUUACACUUGGCUUGUAUACAAGGCCAUGAUCAAAUUGUACAGGAGCUGCUGGAAUGGAAGGCAAAAACAAAUAUUGGGGACAACCAGUCGAGAACCCCUUUGAUGAGGGCUGUGGAGUUCCAACAAGAAGGUUGUGUCAACCUUCUGACCACCUACCGGGCCGAUGUUGAGACGGGAGAUGGCCAGGGUAACACGCCACUCCACAUGGCGGUCAUGGGCGGCGGCUUGGGGAUUGUCACUCUACUCAUCAAGGCUGGAGCCUCCCUGAACACCAGGAACAAAGAAGGCUUUUCUCCUCUUCACCUGGCGGUCAGAAACAAGAUGGAGGAUGUGUGCAGACUUCUGUUGAAGGAACGAGCGGACAUUGACAUAGAGGACACUAACUUAAGAACCCCUCUGAUGUAUGCCUGUCAGGACGGCUCUGUGAGUCUGGUGAGGCUGCUGCUGGGAUACAACGCUAACACGCUGCACAAAGACUCAAAAGGCUGGUCAGCUGAUGAUUAUGCAGUCAUCCCUGGUCACCACGCAUGCAGUCAGCUGAUCACCGACCACAAUCACCGCGUCAGUCGUUCAACCCCUCAGUCCACACCUCGGUCCUCCCUCCCGCCCAGCGUGGUAAACACACCCAGAGACAAGGACUCCAUCGGCCUCCCUGCCCAGGAUGCUGAGGAUGAUGACUCUGAGAAUGAGACCAUCAGCAAAGCCUCGGGUGGCCCAGACUCGUGGGCCGACUCACCUGAGAUUUCCAUCAUGGAUGACAAGAAGGGAAAGGAUGCUUCUGAUGUUGAGGACGAUAUUUUUGAGGAGAAGCCUGCAGCUGCUAAAGUGGACGUGACCAAGUUUGCCCACGCCAUUCACAUCUCUGAGAGUGACACCGAUGGAGAAUCAUUCCGUGGUCCAACCCCAAGGAAAACCCCAAAAGACGAGGAAGCAGAUGAUGAUGAUGACCAGAUGGGCAUGCCGACGACACAAGGAGCAGCCGUUGCCGAGGGUAAGAGGGCAGCAGCAGCAGCCGUGGCAUCUGCUCGGCAGACUUCCUGGCAAUCCCAGACAUCAGGGGAGGACAACUCUUGGGGAGAUUCCCCCGUGGCACAGCGCAAAAACUCCACUCAGAGAGUGUCCUUCAAGAGAGACGAGGAGCUGUCGGAAGUCCACGAUAUUACUGUGACAGAGUCAGAGGCAGAGUCCGACGUCCAUGACCCUGGUGCCAAGCCACAGGUCAAGACAUCAACCCCAGCCAAGCCAAGUGUCCCGUCUACAGAGUCCGGCUAUGUGCCCACAGGGGCAGCUGGUUCAGCAGGCGUUUCUCCAUCACAUGAAAAGAUGAGAGGGGAUACUCAAAAGACAGCUCUCAUGGAUGAGUUGGGCAUCAGCGACGUGGAUGACAUCAGCGAGAUGUCGGACUCGGCCCCCGCCCUGCCUGCCUCGCCACCUCCUAAGGCGACCAAUCCGAGCCCUGGGGUAGACGAGUGGGACUCUUCUGCUGUCUCCGACAUCAUGACCACGCCCAGGCCUGGCAUACUCAAGAAGUGGGGAAAUUCCAGCCUGCAGAGUUCGGGUGAAGGAAAACAGCAGCCAACAUCACCCCAGCAGAAGCCAGCAGCACAGACAAAGACACUGAUCAAAGCCCCUGCUGUUGACUCUGGCGAUGAGAGUAGUGCCUGGGACACGACAGAGGCAGAGAACAUUGGUGCUAGGUCCAAGCCUGGUCCUUCUGCGUCAGCAACCGCUGCCCCAGGCCCUCCACAGCACAAGGACAGUGUGUCAGAAUGGGACAGUGACCUUGAGGAUUUGGUAAACCCAGUGACCCCUGCGGUGGCUGCAACCCCCACCCCUCCCCCGCCCAAUGCUACCAUCACCAAAGAGAAUAAUGCUAAUGAUGAAGAUGCUGAUGACGAUGACUGGGACUCGACAACUGACGCUAUAACUCCCAGACAGAAUGCUGGUCUGCAGUAUAAAGAGGUGAACGUAGGUGGUCCCUCCAGCAUAUCUGAGCCACUUGUUCCUGUACAAGCCGCUCCUGUAGCCCAGCCUGUGCCUGAGUCUGCAGUGACAGCGUCUGCAGUAGCGGCUCAAGCUCAAGGUCAAGGAGGAGGAGGAAUGAUGGCCGCUGAUGAUGAAGACACGGAGAGUGCAUGGGAUUCUGAUGGCGAUGCUCUGCCAUCAGAGAGCGCUGACCCUCCAGCAUAUGACGACCCCCCUCCCCCCUACCUGGCUACACCCCUUAUCCCCACCGCUAUAACCAGCCCCCGGACGUCACAGCUACAGGGAGCAGCUACUUCUGGCCAGCCAGCAGCUCAAGAGGGGAAAGUUCAUGCAGGUGUAGGGGUGAAAGCUCAAGCCUCACCUGCCUUUGACUCUGAUGAGGACUCAGAGACUGUCAGUUCAUGGGAGCUGGAAAGAAAGAGACAGAGGAGCAAGCCUCAGACAUCUGUUGACUUGAACUUUGGGAGCAGAACUGAGUCCCCCAACAGGCAGCGGGAGAUAGAGGAGGAUGCAAUGAGACAGGAACAGAAUGAAUUGCAAGAGCGAUUGAGAGAGCAGAAGCUAAGAGAAGAGGAGGAGAGAAGGAAGGAGAAGGAAGAGCAAAGGAAAAGAGAGGAGGAGGAGGAACAAAGACUGAGGGCAGAAGAAGUGAAAAGAGCGAGAGAAGAAGCGGAAAGAAAGGAGAGGGAGGAGGCUGAACGACAAGAGCAGCAGAGAAGAGAGUGGGAGAGGGAGGAGAUGAGGAGGGAAGAGGAA
Messenger RNA from Aplysia californica (California sea hare), 2973 nucleotides. RefSeq names its product ankyrin repeat domain-containing protein 36B. The record is from RefSeq and is a predicted model, not a curated record. The annotation marks the transcript as partial. The transcript has 21 exons. Lineage: Eukaryota; Metazoa; Mollusca; Gastropoda; Aplysiida; Aplysiidae. Gene Ontology annotation, molecular function: protein binding.